AUGGCCGCCGACCUCCGGUGCUACUGGCAAGACGAUGGCGCCGCGUGCGUCAAGGCCGACUGGCCCGCGUGCGGCUACAAUUGGCUCGUCAACGGCCCCGUCGGUCUCAUUUGGGGUCUCUGGUUCUUUCUCGGGCUCUACAUGCUCCAGCGCGAUGGCUCGAUACGAAAUCUGUGCCGCUUUCAUACCGCGCGCAUCCACGACCCGCUCGCACAAGGUAUCGCGAUUGCCCUCGCCCAGCGCAAGUACGGCUCCAACCAGACGCCGCGGCUCCUCCGCUACGUCAAACUCUGCGCCAUGUGGGCCGAGUGGCCGGCGUUCACAACGACGCCGCUCACCUUGGCUUACAACGUGGCCGGCACGCAGGGCUACAGCCAAGAAAUCUUUGUGGCCUACUCGAUGCUCAUCGAGGCGGUGAUGAUUGCGCUGUCGCUUCUCUGUGGCGCCAUUGUGCUAAGCGUGCGACUGGGCAUGAAGCCAUCGCCACAGCGUGACGCACUGCUGCGGCGAUACGUCUACCCUAUCACGUUUGACGCGCUUUACAUUCCACUGAUCACGACAUACGUGCGUCUCGGCACGUGUCCCGCAGGGCUCAACCAUAUUCCGCUGCCGGGCGGUGCGACCUGCGCGUGUUUGAAUCGCUACGGCAUCUACUGGGCCGUGGGCCUUCUCGGCUUUGUCGUCUUGUACGCGAGCUCGCUCUACUACAAAAUGUUCAUUGAACCCAUGGGCACAACCAUGGACUUUCGAUUCGAAACGAGCUUUCAAAUCAUUAUGGUCAUGGCCCGCACACUCAGCCCCAUUUACUCGGUGCUCGUUAUUGGGCUCCAGCUUGAGGGACAGAAAACGGCCGCGAUUCCCGCCGCGCUGGGCUUUCUCGUCUGCGUGUCGUUCCUCCUCCAUUACACCUACCGGAUGCAGCCGUGCAUUGGGAGCGGCCGCCUGCCCAACAACAUUCGCGUGCUGUCGUUUUCGAGCUCACUCUACACGACGCUGUGUGUUUUGGUGUACCUUCUCACGCCGCUGCCACUCAACGGACUCUACGCUGCGCUGCUGUCGCUGCCGCUCAUUUGGCUCUUUGCGUGGCGCGUCAACGACAAGCGCGCGCGGCGCUUCUACAUCCCCGACCUCUCGAUUCUGGAUUUACUCCAGGAACGAUCGCCACAGGCCAAAAUGGUCGGGACCAUUGCGGCCUUGUAUAUGGAUGCGGCCAAGGUCCGGCACGUGGACCACGAAGCCAUUGUGUUUCACUUGCACAGUAUCGCCAAGCACUCGAUGCUCGGCGUGCCGCUCUGUCGCAUCUAUGCGAUUCGAACGCUCUGGUUUUGCUACAUUCGGAACUUUCGAAAAGCAAAAUGUGCGAUUGGCGAACCCAACGACGCGCUCGUGAUCCCGUGCACGCUCUUUUACAAAGACCGCGAGAACCCAGACCGACCAAAACGCGCACCCAAGACGGCGCUCACCACGGCCCUCCAGCGCGUCAAGCUGACGCGCAUCGAGUCCGUCAUCGACGUGCUCGACGUCGAUGUGCUCUCGACCCGGCAUCGCUUCGAGAAGGCGGGGACGCGCGCAGCGGAUAUUUUCAAAUCCAAGUUGCGCCGCCCGAUGACGCGUUUGGCCAAGGUGGCGAUCGCAACGAUCGACCACAACCUCGUGUGCGCUCGCGAGCGGUCGCUGGCCAAGCAAACGUACUUUAUGAUCCUCCUCCGGGGCAAGCACUGGAUCUGCAAGAACGAAGCGCCCGAAGCCGCGAUGGUGCACCACGAGAUGCUGCACCACCUAGCGCUCGAAGUGCUCUCGCAGAGCUGUGCGAUGGACGACCGGGAGGCCAUGCACGAAAUCGGUCUGUUUUUGCUCCAGUGGUACAAAACCCAGUACCUUCGGCUCAACAAGACCGUCUACCUCCACAUCCUCUCGACGCUGUGUGCGUCAGCGAACCGCAAGCUCGCCCUCGACGUGACGUGUACGCUGCACAAGCUCUGCACCGAGGGCUUCUUCUCGCCCGAGCUUUGGCUCCAGCACACGUCGUUUCUCAAUAAUUUUGUACUGAGCCUCGGACAGAGCAGCAAAGAGACCGUCUAUCAGUGCGCGUCGGUCCUCGCAUCGAUCCUCGAGUGUGCGGAAGCGGACCCAAAGACGAAUUUGUAUGUGCUCUUGACGCCCGAGUCGAUCGGCAAGAUCCAAACGGCCUUCCAUACGUGGUGCGAAUCAUACAACCUCAGCGUCGCGCUCGAGCGCUGCUGCUUGAGCCUCCACCGAAUCGAAGACGACCAGCGGCGCAAGCUGUGGCACAACCGGCGGUCGAUUGAUGUUACGUCCCACUCAAAAGAGCUUCAAGCGUCGUUUAUCAAGCUCGACAAGGAAGGUGCACAUUUUGAUCGGGCGCAAUGGCUCAACAUGUCAAUGAUCGUGCCCCGGACGCUCAGCGCAUCGAGCUCACUAACCCAAGAUACGUCUCGGAAGGCGUCGCGCAAGGCAGCCAUUGUCUUUGUCAACGAUACAGGCCCGCGACCAAGCGUUAUGGCUCAGUUUCUGGGUCCAUGCAUGACGACGACCCUCGAGGGAACGCCCGAAGGAGCGACAGGCGUCGUCGCGCCAGUUGUGGACGACGAUGCACUACGCAAGGUGAGCUAUGUGCCGGCCAAUCGCAAGACGAGCAAAGUGUCGACGCUGGACCGUAUUCGUCGGCUCUCGAUGGACUUGCUCCAGCCGACCUCGCCACACACCCCCGCGACCAAGACGAACGAAUAUGUGUUUGUGACGUCGGCGAUUUUGUCGGAAAUUGCGCGCCGGCGUCAGCUCCGAAGCCACUUUGAGUCCGAGUUGCAAAAGACCUACUACCUCUUUGAAGAGAUGCUCAUGGAGCCGCUUGUGAACGGCGUCGAGUGGCUCAAGGACGCGCCAAACGUGUCACGGCGACGAUCGUCGACAGGUCGGAAGUCGACCAACCACGGCGUCCUUGGCGCGUUCAACGCGCUCAUGAAGAUUUACACGACGGCCGAAGAGUGUGCGCUGCACGACUACAUCUACACUGUGCUCGACAAGGACCUCGUGUCGUUUUUUGAAAAGCACGUCAAGCCGUACGUCGCGUGCUGCGAAGCCGAGUCAUACAAAAGCAUCUGGGCACGAUGGUGGCGUCGCACUUGACCGCGUUGGCGCAUCGAAUUGACCACUUUGAAUGAAUCCCG
Molecule: messenger RNA, 3188 nt
Organism: Saprolegnia parasitica CBS 223.65
Lineage: Eukaryota; Oomycota; Saprolegniomycetes; Saprolegniales; Saprolegniaceae
Exons: 9
Coding region: 1-3147 (1048 amino acids)
Source: RefSeq, a predicted model, not a curated record